UGAAAUUGUCGAAUAUUUGAUUAUUUUUUACAGUAAAUUAAAUUAAACUUGUAUUUAUUUGAAUUUGUACUGGUAAAUGUUAUUAAUUUACGUUGAUUUUUAGCUUGAGGUGGAUGAGAUUCAAUAAAAUUUAAAAAAAAACUUGAUAAGUUUAUUUUCGAAUAUUGAAACGUAAAUAAGUGUACAACAAAAGUAAAAAAAUGGCUUGCAUUGACGAUUUAUUUGAUUGGAUUCUUGAAAUAAUAUUCCAACAACUACCACUACGAUCCCGUUUGACUUGCAAAGAAGUCUGUAAGAGAUGGUGUGAACUCCUAAUGACGCGAGCUAUUUUUCGUGCGGAUCGUCAUAUUUACCUGAACAAAUGUUUAAUUGAGCCUCAUCGACCACCAAUGUCCGUAUUUUUAAACGCCAAGUAUCGUUAUCAAAUUGUCACUCUGGAUAAUGGAAAUAUUUACUUACCAUUUGUGAAUGACUUCGAUAGCACCAUUGAAUUUUGGAAAUACUUGGGAGAAAGUGUCACCGAAAUGCACAUUUACAACAACAUUCGACCCGCAUUAUAUCGAAUGUUUUUCGAAAUGCCCAAUCUCAAGCUAGUUUCUUUCGAUGGCCAUUUAACAACUUUGACAGAAGAUUUGUUGAUGGAAGAAGACGAGGGUGACGGACCUAUGUUCCCAAGUCUCGAACGAAUCAUUUGUAAGAAAGCACUCUACGGUGAUGCAAUGUCAAAUGAUAGAAAAAAGAUUGAAAGUUUGAGAAGUCUGCUUCCAGAAAAUGCAAAAAUUGUAAUAGAUAAAGUGGAAGUAAAUGGCACUAAUUUUGAGGAGCUUUGGAAAACUGAAAAAGUUGAAGCGAAUGAUUUAAGGAUCUUUGAAGGAAACGAAGGAGUCAUAGAAAAACUAAUUUCAUGUGAGACACUGCCCGUCAAAUGUACUAAGCUCAUCUAUAGAGAUGAAACAAAUCCAUCGCUCAGUGAUUUAAAUAAAUUUCUAACGAAACAUUUGAAUAUCACGCAGAUAAAAAUAGCAUCGAGAUUCGUACAAUUUCCGUUCACUCAGAUAACUCAUUUGACCAUUUCUAAAGACGGAGAUGAACCACUUAGAUCAUUUAAGGUCUUUCAGCCGCUCGUGAAUCUCGAAAGAUUGAGCAUCAAAUUCCGUGAUCAGGUGAACUGCUUGUAUGGACACGAACCUAUCGAACUGCCAAAACUGAAAAAACUCUCCUUGAUACAGACAAAUCUCCAUUGCUCUAAUUGCAUGAAAGCCAUUGCAUCUAGCUUUCCUUCAAUGGAAAUUUUUCAUGCUUACAUUAAUAUCGAAGAUUGUGUAUCCCUGUUAGGAGAAAUGUUUAAAAAUUGGCGAAAUCUCAAGGAAAUGCGUGUUGUUUGUCAGUAUAAGAUCCAGAAUUUCGGAGAAGCUUUUCGCAACUUUAGCGACGAUGAACAACAAUUAAAUUUUCGACUUUUGGAGCUUUCGUCCACCGGACAAACAAAGCUUACCGGAGCUGAUAUGCUAAAAAUGAGUAAAAUAUUUCCGUACCUCCAUACAAUGGCCAUCGAUAUGGACGAAAGCGUAACAAACUUAGACGAUGUCGUGAAGGGUAUAUUUCCAGCAUUUAAGGACAUGACAAGCUUACAAAUCAGAGGAAGACGAAACUGGGUUCCCAUCAAAGAAGAAACGGCCAAAGCAGUUGUAGCACAUAUUGAAAUGCAUGGACACUCGUUGAGGGCAAUUGACUUACCGUUGAUGAGAAUAGACUUAGCAAACGUUGUUCCGCAACUGUAUAGAAAAUUGCCUAAUUUAUGUGUUUAUGAGAAUGGACGCGAACGAUGGUGUGUCAACACUGAACUUUAGAAAAAAGUUUCCAACUCAUCCAUUAAUUACGUUUGUGUCAAAAUUUUAGUUGUGAAUAAAAAUUUGUUUUUAAUGAA
Molecule: messenger RNA, 1927 nt
Organism: Culicoides brevitarsis
Lineage: Eukaryota; Metazoa; Arthropoda; Insecta; Diptera; Ceratopogonidae
Exons: 3
Coding region: 201-1850 (549 amino acids)
Molecular function (GO): protein binding
Source: RefSeq, a predicted model, not a curated record